GCUGAAAGUAGCUCCAACACUUAACAGCUACAAACUGAGAAGGCUUGAAAGCAUGGACGUGAACGCACCCGACUUCCAGCGAGAAAACGUGUUCGGACCACUGCGGGGUUUAUGUUUUUAUUAAACUCUGCGAGCCUAAAAUGAGGAAACGAUGGUCUUGCAGCAGAUAGUUCUGUAAGUUUUUUUGUUGUUGUUGUCCAUAUUGAUCUGACGCACAAACACCAGCCGGGUUUCAUCACUGACUUUUUGAAUGAGAAAAAACGUGUGUUGUGGUAGCGGUGAAACAUUUGGCCCGUUUAGUUUUUUUUUUUCUUUAAAUCAUGAAAGGGAGAAUGCGUUCAACUGUUAAACCGAGCCUCAUCUACGUGCUGCUGGUCCUGUGGAGUGGUGGGGGUUCAGCCAUUAGCUCAAUAGACCCCGACUGGUCCGGAGAGGGGAGAUGUCAACACAUCAGCAUCCCCCAGUGUAAGGACAUUGGCUACAAUAUGACACGCAUGCCAAAUCUUAUGGGCCACGAUGACCAAAAGGAGGCAGCGAUAAAGCUGCAGGAGUUCGCCACGCUGAUACAGUUUGGAUGCCACAGUCACCUCAAAUUUUUCCUGUGUUCACUGUACGCUCCCAUGUGCACGGAGCAGGUGUCCAACCCCAUCCCAGCGUGUAGGGUCAUGUGUGAGCAGGUCAAGCUGAAAUGCUCUCCCAUCUUGGAACAAUUUAACUUCCCCUGGCCGGACUCUCUGGACUGCUCCCGGCUGCCGACCAAAAACGACCCAAACAACCUCUGCAUGGAGGCGCCCAACAACGGCUCAGACGAGCCUCCUAAAGUCUCCCACACCCAGCCUCCAGAUUUCAGGCCCCAGCGGCCUCUAAACGGACAGGACCUGCAUCCUAAGGACAGCGGCAGCAGCAGGCAGACGUGCAGCAAUCCUGGCAAGUUUCACUUUGUGGAGAAAAGUGAGUCCUGUGCCCCAAAAUGCUACCCCAAAGUGGACGUAUACUGGAGUCGGGGAGACAAGCAGUUCUCUCUGGUGUGGAUAGCCAUCUGGUCCAUCCUCUGCUUUGUCUCCAGCGCCUUCACCGUGCUCACUUUCCUCAUAGACCCGCAGCGGUUCAAAUACCCCGAGAGGCCGAUUAUUUUUCUCUCCAUGUCCUACUGUGUUUACUCGGUGGGCUACCUCAUCAGACUUUUUGUGGGAGCUGACAGAAUAGCCUGUGACCGAGACAAUGGGGUGCAGUAUAUUAUCCAGGAGGGUCUGGAGAGCACCGGCUGCACCAUUGUGUUUCUCAUUCUGUAUUAUUUUGGCAUGGCCAGCUCCCUCUGGUGGGUUAUCCUGACCCUCACAUGGUUCCUGGCUGCGGGGAAGAAGUGGGGUCACGAGGCCAUUGAGGCCAACAGCAGCUACUUCCACCUGGCGGCGUGGGCCAUCCCGGCUGUGAAGACCAUCAUGAUCCUGGUGAUGAGGAAGGUGGCCGGGGACGAGCUGACGGGCGUCUGCUACGUGGGCAGCAUGGACGUCAAAGCUCUCACGGGCUUUGUGCUCAUUCCUCUCUCCUGCUACCUUAUUAUCGGCACUUCCUUCCUGCUGUCUGGCUUCGUGGCCCUCUUCCACAUUCGUAAGAUAAUGAAAACAGAGGGUGAGAACACGGACAAGCUCGAGAAGUUGAUGGUUCGAAUCGGGGUCUUCUCCGUGCUCUACACUGUCCCGGCCACCUGCGUCAUCGCCUGCUAUUUCUACGAGAGGCUCAACAUGGACUACUGGCGCGUCCUGGCAGCGGAGCAGAAGUGCGUGGACAGCAGCAGGCCGGAGUCAGACGAGUGCGUCAUGAAGACUUCCAUCCCGGCUGUUGAGAUCUUCAUGGUGAAGAUUUUCAUGUUGCUGGUGGUGGGCAUCACUAGCGGCAUGUGGAUCUGGACCUCAAAGACACUGCAGUCAUGGCAGAACGUGUUCAGCAGGAAGCUGAAGAAGAGGACGAGGAGGAAGGCUGCCAGUGUGUUUACCAGCAGCAGGCCUUACAUCAAACCUCACCCAUCUCUCAAAGGGCACAGUACUAAAUAUGAGCCUACACGGCCCCCUCCAACAUGUGUAUGAGCUGGCUCUUUUUAGUAUAAACCCAAAACAUACUUGUUAAAGCCCUUACUUAAUGAGACUUUGUAAUCAGAGUGCCAUCAAAAAAAAUAUCAAAGUUCAUGUUUUAUUUAUGCAAACUGCGUUGACGAUAAUGCAACGUGUUUUUUUUGUGUGUGUGUGUGUCUUGAGCCAUCUCAUGCAAAUAGAGCUGCCUUUGUUUGAGAGGAAAAAAAAAUCUGCUACUCCUGGAUUCACUUAUCCAACUGAGGAACUUGGUAGAGAGAAAAAAAAUCGUAUUGUCCCCCAGACAAAAAGAGUGGAAUAAACCAUUUGGAUGUGCCACGGGGUCACUUGAAUAAUGUGCAAUAGAUGUUUUCCUUACAGGCAAAAAACACUUGUACUGUUAGUGACAGAUUACAGACAAUGAAAGGACACCACAGACAAUGGAGAAAAUUGGUUCAGGAGAUGAGUGUUGUGCUUCGAGGCUUUUUAAUGGAAAUGGAGGCAGUGUCAUAUAUAUGUUUGAACUGGAGUGAGAGCAGCUGUUUAAAAGCGCUCAAGACCUUCCGAACUGCCCAUUGGGAGGCAAAUCCAUGCCAUAAAUGAAUCAAGCACUCGUUAUUGAGAAGUUAUUUGUACACGUUUACGUUGUAAAACGUUUGUUUUCCUCUCUUUUUUCCUUUGCUGUUUUAUAGCACAAGGGGACAUUUGUAUAUAUUUCUAAAAACAUCAGAUUUUAUAGAAAAAUUAAUAAAACGUUCUAGUUUUGAAUGUCGUAAAAAGCCUGAAUUGUGUUUUGCAACCGUGUUGUUCUUCCCUCUCAUUCUCAUACAGCCGCAUAAAGCUGGUUUUGUCUUAUCAAUUUUACUAUUGCAGCACUUGUGCCUUCUCGCUAUUGUACGAAGUUCAGUUUGCAGCCGUCAUUUUAAUACAUCAUGAAAAUCGAAAUCAUUCACCAUCAUUUGUUAAUGUGAUGGUAUGUCAGAGCUGGGUUCAAACGAUACGUUUGGCUGAUUCAGAAUAGCUUUAAAUAUAAUUAACAGAGACAGCAUUGUUUAGGUGACCAAAAGGUGACAAAAAGAGACAUUUUUACAAUAGUAAUAACGGAUUGAUGUUCAGAUCAGCUCAUAAAUGUUGUUCUGUACGUACACUGUAUAUCUCUUGCUUUGGCAAAACACUUGUACAAAAAGGAUGUAACCAUGCUUGACAUGUUGGUGCUUAAGUCAACACACACAGAAAGCAUAAAUAGCAGCAUCUCUAUUCCAGUUUUUAAAUGUUCAUAAGGAAAAAAUGGGACAUUAAUGUUUGUCUCUCUGGUGGCUGCAUCAAAGACAACUUAAAGCAAAGAAAUAUGAAGUUAAAGGAUUGUACAUGGCCUUCCGUUUGCUGUUUAUAUUCAGGCAACAAAGUAACUUUGCAUAUAGUUUGAGGUUUAGUUGAGUUCAUUUUUAAUAUAAAAUCACAUUUUAUUCA
Messenger RNA from Perca fluviatilis (European perch), 3539 nucleotides. RefSeq names its product frizzled class receptor 10 (gene fzd10). The record is from RefSeq and is a predicted model, not a curated record. Gene Ontology annotation, cellular component: plasma membrane. The transcript has a single exon. Gene Ontology annotation, biological process: canonical Wnt signaling pathway; non-canonical Wnt signaling pathway. Gene Ontology annotation, molecular function: Wnt-protein binding; Wnt receptor activity. Bases 321 to 2087 code for a protein of 588 amino acids. Lineage: Eukaryota; Metazoa; Chordata; Actinopteri; Perciformes; Percidae.